This is a messenger RNA of Soboliphyme baturini, 1455 nucleotides long. The record is from the annotation of a GenBank genome assembly. Lineage: Eukaryota; Metazoa; Nematoda; Enoplea; Dioctophymatida; Soboliphymatidae.
AUGCACAAAAACAAGAAAUCGAAGCCAAAAACGCUGGAAGAAGAAGGCGCAGCGAACAUGGCUCAUUUGCAGCACAUCGUUCGAUGCAUCGCUAGUGGCUUCCGGGAGAACUUCAUAACCACCGCAGAUUUUGAGAAUGAUGAAAGAACGUUCAACGACAGAACGCUAACCUUUGCUAAUCGCAUACCGGGAUUCAAUGACCUCAGUCAAUUGGACAAGAACCUACUUUGUGAACUCGCUACAACUCGCAUUGGAGUCAUCGUCAAAGCUUUUCAUGCUGCCAACGGUGGUCGUCGGUUUUGUGAUGCAGACAAACAACAGAAGCCCAAAAUCGCGGCCUAUUUCAAGAAGCUUGUCAACGUCGCUGGCCUUCGCGAUCCACUUCAAGUCGAAAACAUACAGGAACAGUGCCUGGAGGCGCUGCAUGUUCAAGUUCAAGCAUCUACCUGUCGUCAGUCGAACGUCUUCGCAAAGCUACUAAUAACACUAUCCGAAGCAUGGUCGAUCGGCAUCUUGAGAACCAUGGAAAACAAUGGCUUUCAAUCGAUGGAUAUCAAUAAAGUCAGCGAUUCACGUCAAAGCGACUCAUCGCCACCUCCACCUCCGGUGCCUCCUAGAAAUUGUAUAGGCUAUGCGGAACAGUCGAAUGCCGCAAGUGGCAGCUUCUGGAGUGGCUUGCAACGAAAUGCUUACGGAUUCUAUCCGUAUCAGUACGGCGGCUGGCAAGACGUUUCCUUCGGCGGUUACCAGGGACAGUGGAAGCCCCCUUACGUUUUACCGUACUGUUGCAACUGGCCAAUUUUUCGGGCGGCUCAGGAGGGAAUCUCUCCAGUGUUAAGUAUGGUUUCAGCGGUAGCGGAGACAGCCACGUGUUUGACCGGUUUGGUCGAUUCCGUUUUCUACACCGUCAACAACGUGGUGACAGCCGUCUCGUGUACCUUAAAGAAAUUGGGUACCGUGGCAAAGUGCUGGUUAAUUAUUGUGGUGCAGCUGAAACAGCAGAUCGAGCGAGCGCUAAUUUUCUGCCUAAGCAAACUGUGCCUAAGACAUACAAAUUUCGAUGAUGGACGGAAGAAAGGCAGGUCGAUCGGCAAAAGUAGAAGCGAUGGCAUUGAUGUGGUUUUAUUCGUAAUUUCCAUAAGCGGAAUGCUGCUGCUUCUCUCCAAGCUAUGGCAACUUCUUCGGUCACUCUUAAGGCCUUCGAAAUGGAUGAUCGGUGAAGGAGAACACUAUAAAGCGGUGGCGUUGUACAAAUUCGAAGCCGUCUUGCCCUCUGAACUGUCUUUCGAAGUUGGUCAAAUGCUGAAAAUCGCUCCCAAAGAAAAACAACCAGCGAUCAGAGGUUGGCUAUUGGCUACAAGCGAUGGUAAAAACAGCGGAUUAGUACCUGCUAACUACAUCAAAAUUAUCGACCGGGUCCAACAGGAAAACGGUAAAAAAAUCCUUACCAUUUGA